GGGAUGGCCCACGGGAGUUUCGUCCAGUGGACAUAAAUAUCUGGGCAAGAGUCGGCUCACCGCCAUUCUAGUCGGAAAACUCGUAAACGUCGAAAACGCUCGCCAACAGGUGAACAACGCAACAGCAAUGAAGAAAAUAUUACUAGCCAUAAUCUUGCUAGCAAUAUCAAUAGCAGUGUCUGAAAAUAUUCUGAUGGAAAAUCAUCCAAGAAUGAAGACAACAUGGCUUUGCGACAAGCAACUAUGGAAUAGAAAAGUAAAGCGAAUACCAUGGAAAGAUAUUUCUUCCAAAGUGGAGGAGUCUUUAAGUUAUGAUGACAGCAGACAAUUUCCUCGAAUUUCGGACACACGAUUUAUUAGUGAGUCAAGAAAGUUACCAAUGGCUGUCAUCAGGCAGCAUGAUUUGGCGCAAUUUUCACAGAGAGAUUUAUCUUCCAAUAAGCCAAAAGUUAACAGUGCUAAGCCGAGAGUUUUAAUCUCCAUCGGCAUACAAGAAGAUGAGAAUGCAAGCAAUCUACAAUCGGACAUACAAGAAGACUGUUCAAGAAAAAAUGGUAAUACGCACAAUCAAGGUUGGCAGAUUCAACAACCAUUCUACGUGGAGGAGCCAAGGUGGGUUGAUAUCGAUGUCGACUAUAUAGACUCUUCUCAUCACGCGGACAAUGGCGAUCCUUACAUAUUGACACGAGGAAAGAAAAUUUUCAGAAUUGAGGACCCAGAACAAUUGAGCAAAAUGAUCGAGGAUUACAAGGCAACUCUCGAAUAUCUAAACAAAGAGAAAGGACUGCCGAUAAAAAUUCGAGUAAGAAGAUCUGACGAACGAAGAAUCAUGACGAACGAAGGAUCUCAGAGUGAAGUCGAUGAAAAGGACAGUCAGAUAAAGGAAAGAAAUUACUAUAAUUUUCUUCAAGAUAUGGACAGAGUUAUAAAUAACACAUCAACUAUCGAAAUAAAAAAUAGAAGCAAAAAAAAUUCUGAAAUCAAUACUAUAUCGAAAGAUGGAACGACGAAAGAUACAAUCUUUAUUGAAAACUAUGGAAAAAAUGUAAAGAAUUUAGCAAAAAGAUUAUUACGUGGAUCCAAAUCUAUAAAUGAGAAUCAAAUCUCCGCAAACGAUAUAAUGACAGAUUUUGUUGAAGAAAAACAGGAAAUACAGCGCAAAGAUAUUUCCAAUGAUAUUGAAAAUGGCAGCAGCAAAAUUGCAAAAAUCGCUCAAGUUGAGAAAUUCAACAAUAACAAAAGUCAUUAUGUUAUUAAUAAAAGAAACAAAAGAUCAAUAUUAUCAAAGAAUCAAGAACUCUACGGCAUCUAUAAAGAUGAUGCAAAUUCUAAGACAGAUGUUGAAAAAAAUGAAACAUAUAAACAGAAUAUACCUGGUAUGAAAUUGGAAACCAAAGAGGAGACGAAGAAUGAAGAAGAUAAAUUUGAAAGUAAUAAAGAUCACAUAGGAGAUUCACAAUUAACAAGUGAAUCCAAUUCGAAAAACUCCGAAACAAAGAUCUCAAGAAAUCGAGAGAAACGAAAUGUUUGCAAAAACUGCAAGCUCGUUAAGUUACAGUAUCAACAAGACGAAUGGUUAAAAAAUAUUGAAAAGAAAAUUCGAGAAUCACUGUCUUUAGAGCGAAGAGAUAAGCACAGUGAUAUUUUAGAGCGCCUGAGCCAAAGUGAACCUUACAUUAUUUCCCGUGGUAAGAAAGCGCCGCAAGAUUUCGAAAAGGACAACUUCUCCCUGAUGUCGAAUUCACGAUAUGCGAACAAUGAUGAGAGUUACGCUAAAAUGAUGACUCUUCCGAUCGAGGAGGGUCUUCUGAGAAUGCUAUUAAUGAGGACGUCUAGAUGUAACAACAAUAACUGUGACAUUAUCGAGAACUGGUUGUCGGACGAACAACUGUCACCGAGAGAUCGACGCGGGACACUUGAUGAAAUCUUCGCAGCAUACGAUCCGUACUAUGUAGCCAGAGGAAAACGAACGAAUUGAAGUCAAAAGGACAAGAUCUCAUUCGAAACAGAUGUGAGGCAAUAGACCUUAUGGCACACGUAAGGUAUAAUUGCUGACUGAUGAGAAGAGCAGGAACAUUGUAGACAGGGUUGACAAAAUUCCACCUUUUUUUUAUAAAAUCUAUGCUAGUGGUAUCUUAAAAAAAACUGCAAAUUUAAUUUUUUAUAUUAAUAACGUUAAAUAGAAGCAAUGAGAGAGUCAAUUGAAAGCUUUUCCAAUUUUUUUUCUAUGUAUGAUACUAAAAUCCACAUUAGUGUACUUAACUUAUUUACAUUUAAAUUCAAUAAAUAAUUUUAUGCAUCACGAAUUCGAAAUAUAUACAAAAGAUGUAUGAAGAAGAUGACUUUUGAUUGUAAAUUAUGAAAAUGUAAUUUGUAAUGUACAUUAAAAAGGAGUUAAUUGAGAG
Messenger RNA from Monomorium pharaonis (pharaoh ant), 2405 nucleotides. RefSeq lists its product as uncharacterized. The record is from RefSeq and is a predicted model, not a curated record. The coding region runs from base 128 to 1978 and encodes 616 amino acids. Lineage: Eukaryota; Metazoa; Arthropoda; Insecta; Hymenoptera; Formicidae. The transcript has 4 exons.